AUGUCAACAUUCAAGCCAUACACUUAUUUUCAAUGUCCUUGUUCCGAUACGUCAAUUCCUGCAAACUUAUCUACUCCCUUGGAUUCUCCAACUCUAGAAGAACGGACAUUUGACCCAAGAGCUCCACUCAGCGAAGUCCCAGGCCCUGAACAUCACACCCUUCAUGCAACAACUCCACCAGCGAAUCCCUACAUCCUCCAUUGCGCAUACUGUAUGUGGAGCUCGAGCGAAAUCGGCAUACAUUUUGAGAAACCAAAUUCCGUAUACUCACAAUUAGCCAAGAUAAAGAAUGGCGGUACUCCACUCAUAGGAGCAAAAGAACGUCGUCGAGAUCGAGAGGAAAGGCGGACAUCUUUGGCUACAGAAAUGAUACUGGAAGAGGCGGACGAGGUGGCCGAAAAGCACUUGGACCCAAACGAGAAACUUGAUAUAGAAACUCAAUAUGCGAACCUAAAGUCCUUCUAUCAGGGGCAAUUGGCAGACUCAAAUCCAAGCAGUGCACUAGGAUUUUCAAAUGAUUAUGGAUAUGGAUCACCGGGAGCACUAACCCGGAUAAUGGGUCUCUACACAGGUGGAAGUUUUGGCGACAGGAAAGCGAAAUCUAAGGCUGCAAGCAUGCGAGAAGCGAGUGAUUCCCCCGAAGGAUUCCAAGUCUAUGACCACUCUUCCGAAACCGCGGCCAUCACACAACUUCAUGAAGAAGGCUGGGCAGGUACAAUUUCAACUGAGCAAAGAAUAAACCAAAUCUCCCCUCCAACUCGUUUCCUCGACUCUCUCCGCCCAAUACCCUGCCUGCUCCGCACCAAGCGUUCCAAACGUUGUCGCACCUGUCGUCACAUCCUCUCCAAACCCGAAGGCAAAGUCCCAACCACCCGCUUCCGCAUCCGCCUCGUGGCCCUCUCUUACAUCCCGUCCAUAACUCUCUCUCCCCUCCAACCCACCCCACCUUCCACUACCGGUCCGACCUUCAUAACCCUUACCCCUUUAAAACCGACCCAAUUCCUUCUGACCUUCAAAAACCCCCUCUUCGAACCCGUCAAGAUAUCUCUCGCAACAAAAGGCCUCACCACCGACCGCCACGCCUCCAAAGUCAUCCUUCUCUGUCCCCAAUUCGACGUCGGUGCUAACACAGACAUGUGGGACGAAGCCCUCCAAGACUCCUCCACUACCCACCCCCAAGAUCGAAAACAAUCCACCGCGACCCACAGCAGCAUGACCAGCAUCGACCUUAGCAACGGAGCGCACGGUAAACCAUGGGACAAAGGUCGCAAUUGGACGAGUGUAGUCGUAGAAGUUACACCAGGCAAACUCAAAGCGAAACUGCAGGGAUUAGAACAACAGAGGAGAUUGGAAGAAGAGGUGCAAAAGGAAAGGGUGGAAGAGGAUGCCGAUGUGUGUGAGAUAGCGGUGUUUGUGAGGGUGGAGUGGGAGGCAGAUGCGGCGGGCGAUGGAGAGGGUAAGGGGGUGGGAGAGAAGGAUGGGAGGGAGAAGAGAGAGUUGGCUUAUUGGUGUGUGGUAGGGGUGGGGAGGAUUGACAAAUAA
Molecule: messenger RNA, 1542 nt
Organism: Sclerotinia borealis F-4128
Lineage: Eukaryota; Fungi; Ascomycota; Leotiomycetes; Helotiales; Sclerotiniaceae
Source: the annotation of a GenBank genome assembly